UUUUGAUAUCAGAUACUCCCAAUUCCCUUCAGUUACCUUCAUUUCAGCAGAUCUACUCCCAGACUUGGGCAUCAUGGCACUGCGAUCGCUUUCAUUUACCUCUUCCUCGCAGAUUCUGCCGCGUAUCUUCAUGGCCUCCGAAACGAUGUCUUCCGUCGGAGGACGAUGGUCUCGAAUCUGGCAGACUUCCAGGCAGACAUCCCCCAAUUUUUCUCGCACUCUUCUUAAAGCCGCCACAUUGUCAUUGAAUAUACCGGGGCUCCUGUCCGAUGUCUGGGACUCUGUACUCCGAGCCGUACCAAAAAAGAAAACAUCCCACAUGAAAAAACGUCAUAGACAGAUGGCUGGGAAGGCUUUGAAGGAUGUCAAAAGCAUCAACACCUGCCCUGGGUGCGGUCAAAUAAAGCGUGCGCAUGUUUUAUGCCCACACUGUGUUGAGAAUAUUAAAAAGCAAUGGAAGCAAACCCAAACUGCUUGAGAAUGAAGACUGACAGUGUCAGUGAAGGCGAGGAAAGCGGUGGAUUAACUGUGCUCUUGGGGCUUGUACUUUUACUAUACAUGAAGUGUCGGAUAUAUAUAUGCUGCAUGGCAUUCGGCGUCUGGUUCUGACAGGGAAAUUUACGUGUUUGUUUACAAUAUUAUUUUGCCAAAAAAAA
Aspergillus caelatus is the source of this 656-nucleotide messenger RNA. Its product is annotated as mitochondrial 54S ribosomal protein bL32m. Gene Ontology annotation, molecular function: structural constituent of ribosome. NCBI's taxonomy places the organism in Eukaryota, Fungi, Ascomycota, Eurotiomycetes, Eurotiales, Aspergillaceae. The record is from RefSeq and is a predicted model, not a curated record. Gene Ontology annotation, cellular component: mitochondrial large ribosomal subunit. Gene Ontology annotation, biological process: translation. The transcript has 2 exons. Bases 74 to 478 code for a protein of 134 amino acids.